Aspergillus ochraceoroseus IBT 24754 is the source of this 690-nucleotide messenger RNA. RefSeq lists its product as uncharacterized. The coding region runs from base 179 to 538 and encodes 119 amino acids. The transcript has a single exon. The record is from RefSeq and is a predicted model, not a curated record. Lineage: Eukaryota; Fungi; Ascomycota; Eurotiomycetes; Eurotiales; Aspergillaceae.
GAUCUAACUAACUCGCUGGGAUAGAUAGAUAUAAAUGCCUUGGAAAUAAACCUCCAACCCUGUCCAGGUUACCAGGGGUUACGACCAGAAUAUGGGGUUAAACUGCAGUGGUUCACAGUCAGAUUGGAAAUGCGAUCUAUAUCUUGUUUAGAAUACACAUUAUCUCCUCCCUGGCAGGAUGGAUUUGAAGACAAGCAAUGCUAGCCAAUUGCUUGGGUUCGACGCACAGACAUAUGGCCAAGCGGCGAGUCUAUAUCCAAUAGCAGUGUGCAUGAUCCCUGUGCAUAUGUGUGCUUUUUAUGCAGGCUUGUUUCGUGUUCCACAGAAGCUCUCUGAUGCACUCCGGACGGGGCCUCUCGAACCAGUUCACUUGGAGUUGCAGCAGAUACGGUGGCCCCUUUUCAAAUCCCAAGUGCUCUGCAGUUCUAUUCUCAUGCCAGACUAUCACUGUCAGAUCGUCAGUCUAUCGCUGAAACGACCGAAUUUCCUCCGGCCCCAACGGUGCAAAAAUAGCUUCGACUGCAUCGAAAAAAAAUGAAGAAAGUCGAAGGUGAUUUGCACUCACGGUUGGACGCUAGCGAUGCUCCCUAUUCACACAUCUCCGAGGUAUACAUUUUCCCUAGGACGCCACUAGACCUAUCACAUUUCCGUUGGCCUGGAAUAUCUGCAACCAUCUCAUAGGCCAGAAAA